Molecule: messenger RNA, 1117 nt
Organism: Fopius arisanus
Lineage: Eukaryota; Metazoa; Arthropoda; Insecta; Hymenoptera; Braconidae
Product: pleckstrin homology domain-containing family J member 1
Exons: 2
Coding region: 15-587 (190 amino acids)
Biological process (GO): receptor recycling; endosome organization; retrograde transport, endosome to Golgi
Cellular component (GO): early endosome; trans-Golgi network; recycling endosome
Source: RefSeq, a predicted model, not a curated record
GAAAAUUUCGGAAAAUGAAGUGUAAUGAAAAGGAAUUGAUGGACGCGAGUCGUGGACUGUGCCAGAUGGAGGGCCGAUUGCAGCAUAAAAGGGCUCAUAAGUCAGUCUUCAAAGAGCGUUUCUUCAAGCUGCGCGGCAAUCUUCUAUUCUAUUUCAACAUAACUGAUCUGGGGCAGGUAGACGAGAGACAGCCAGCAGGAAUAAUAAUCUUAGAGAACUGCAAGAUAAAUGCGGAUGUUAUAUCCGAGGGUUUGUUCGCCUUCAGUAUAGUAUUCCGUGAUGAGCACGAGAAAAGGCACAUCUUCACAGCCAGAACUGAGGACCAGGUCAACCAAUGGGUGACAGCUCUGCGUCAGGCCAGCUACGAGUACUGGAGAUCUCGGUUGAUUACACUCCAGGAGAGAUUGUCCAACAAAACCGGCACCGAUCCUCUCCUCAUGUGCCCUAGAAAUCAUGGAGCUGUCAGGGACGAGGCAUGGAGCCACACCUCAAACUUCAGAUCUCACAUUCGUGCAUUCACCAGCACAGCACCCACUAUCUCCAACAUUGUUACCAAGGAAACGAAGAAUCUCAUUGAAUUAUUGUAGCCGUCAAGUAUUUUUCAACCUAAAUAUAUUUAUUUUUCUUGGCAAAUGCUGCAUCUUUUCUACUGUGAAUUCAUCCUUUUUUGAGGAUUGUGCGGAUUUACAUUGAUUUUACAAUUUUUUAUUUCCCAGUUUUUCAUUUAGGGCACUGAUCGUUGGAUGCUCGUAGGAAAUGGUAAUGCUGAGAAAGAUUUUGCGAAUUAUUUGACGAGUUAAUUGAAAAUUCCUCGACUCAACUGAAGACUUCUGCCAGAAACAUCUGAUUUUUCCAUUUUUAUUUUAUUCUCUGAAUAUUGUUGGAGGCUAGUGGGUGAGGAUUUUUUUGGGAUUGUUCUAUUAUCAGCAUAAAAAGGAUAACGUUAUUGUGUGGAAGUCACCUUUUCAUGAUUUAACUCACGGUUUCAUCGUUACCAUUUCACUAGUUAUCCACUAAUUGUAAGCGAAGAAAAAUUCACUGGAUUUUUCCUAGAGAUCUCUGCUACCUCAGGUUCGAAAACUUUCAAUAACCGACAAGACUCGAUAAAUCGUAGAAA